Tauraco erythrolophus (red-crested turaco) is the source of this 1752-nucleotide messenger RNA. The record is from RefSeq and is a predicted model, not a curated record. Lineage: Eukaryota; Metazoa; Chordata; Aves; Musophagiformes; Musophagidae.
AUGGAGAACUCGUCGGUGGCAUCAGCCUCCUCGGAGGCGGGGAGCAGCCGCUCUCAGGAGAUUGAGGAGCUGGAGCGUUUCAUCGACAGUUACGUCCUGGAGUACCAGGUCCAGGGGCUGCUGACCGAUAAAACGGAGGGGGACGGCGAGAGCGAGAAGACGCAGUCCCAUGUCUCGCAGUGGACGGCGGAUUGCAGCGAGCAGCUUGAUGGCAGCUGUUCCCCAUCCCGAGGGAAGGUCCCUCCCUCCUAGAAUGGCAACAAGGAGGGCUCCCUUGACAUGCUGGGCACGGACAUCUGGGCUGCCAACACCUUUGACUCCUUCAGUGGUGCGACGUGGGACUUGCAGCCUGAAAAACUAGAUUUCACCCAAUUUCACAGGAAGCUGCGAAACACCUCCAAACACCCGUUGCCUCACAUAGACAGAGAAGGGCUUGGAAAAGGGAAAUACGAGGACGGAGACAGCAUCAACUUGAAUGAUAUAGAGAAGGUCCUUCCAGCGUGGCAGGGUUACCAUCCGUUGCCUCAUGAAGCUGAAAUCGCACACACCAAAAAAUUGUUCAGAAGGAGGAGAAACGACCGGAGGAGACAGCAAAGACUUCCUGGUGGGAACAAGCCUCAGCAGCACGCAGAUCAUCAGCAAGGUGGCACCAAACAUAACAGGGACCACCAGAAACUCUACCAAGGGGGCCAGGCCCCUCACUCCUCAAGCAGGACAGGCCACCACGGCUACAGCCAGAACCGGAGAUGGCACCACAACCAGAAGCACUCACCCAAUGACAAAGAAACGCACAGAAAUGCCAAAGAGACUGAGAAUUUGAAAAUCGAGGACACCUCUGUCUGCACGGUGCAUGCUCCUGUGGAGACGCACCGAGGCCCAGAGGCUGUGGAGAAGCAGUCUCAGCAGUACAUCCAGGAGUCAGAGACCAAGAGGAAAGACAGUAUUCACGAGCGCAUUGGGGAAAGACCCAAGAUCAAUUUGCUUCAGUCUUCCAAAGACAGGCUGCGGAGGAGACUAAAAGAAAAGGACGAAGUCACGGUGGAAACCACCAAUCCUGAAAAGAACAAAAUGGACAAAUUAAUUGAAAUCCUCAACAGCAUGAGGAACAACAGCAGCGAUGUUGACUCCAAGCUCACCACCUUCAUGGAGGAGGCCCAGAACUCUACCAAUUCUGAGGAAAUGCUGGGGGAGAUAGUCAAGACGAUCUACCAGAAAGCGGUGACGGACCGCAGCUUCGCUUCCACGGCAGCCAAGCUCUGUGACAAAAUGGCCCUCUUCAUGGUGGAAGGAACCAAAUUCCGGAGUCUGCUCCUCAACAUGUUACAGAAGGAUUUCACCAUGCGGGAGGAGUUGCAGCAGCGGGACGUGGAGCGCUGGCUGGGGUUCAUCACCUUUCUCUGCGAAGUCUUCGGCACCAUGAGGAGCAGCACCGGAGAGCCCUUCCGAGUCCUUGUCUGCCCCAUCUAUACCUGCCUCAGGGAGUUGUUGCAAUCUCAGGAUGUGAAGGAAGAUGCUGUGCUUUGCUGCUCCAUGGAGCUGCAGAGCUCUGGCCGGCUGCUGGAGGAGCAGCUGCCCGAGAUGAUGACGGAGCUGUUGGCCAUAGCCCGCGACAAGAUGCUGUGUCCUUCCGAGUCCAUGCUGACGCGGUCCCUGCUGCUGGAGGUCAUCGAGCUGCACGCCAACAACUGGAACCCCCUGACGCCCACCAUCACACAGUACUACAACAAGACCAUCCAAAAACUAACGGCUUGA